UAUAUAUACCUCUCGUUAAGCAAUAGCAUUCAACAACCUCAAACUUCAUUUCUUUCUCUUAAACAAAUUGUUCUUCCAUUUCAAAGACCACUACUUGUCAGAAAUGGCUUUUCGCUCACCAAUUUUUGUUCAAGCAAAGCAGGCAAUUCGCCGAGCACUGUCCACUCCAAUGUCCUCAGAUGUCCCCAAAGGAUAUCUUGCAGUAUAUGCCGGAGAGACAGAGAGGAAGCGCUGCAUAGUUCCAAUUGCAUACUUGAAGCAUCCUUUUUUCCAGUGUUUGCUAAGCAAGGCAGAAGAAGAGUUUGGGUUUGAUCACCAAAUGGGUGGUCUUACAAUUCCCUGCACAGAAGAAGAUUUCAUUGAUAUCACCAGCAGCUUGAAAUGCUAAUGCACUACAAGGAGAAGACAUAAAAUAGAGUUCUAAUCCAACUAACUGAA
Messenger RNA from Impatiens glandulifera, 438 nucleotides. RefSeq names its product auxin-responsive protein SAUR21-like. The transcript has a single exon. NCBI's taxonomy places the organism in Eukaryota, Viridiplantae, Streptophyta, Magnoliopsida, Ericales, Balsaminaceae. Gene Ontology annotation, biological process: response to auxin. The record is from RefSeq and is a predicted model, not a curated record. Bases 104 to 388 code for a protein of 94 amino acids.